UGGGAAACUCUUCUUUUAAUGAACAAAAUGGGCACUCAAUUAUCCUCUACAUUAGCAAUAUGCACCAUCCUUUUCACAAUCACCGCAUUCACACCGCCGGCAAGUUCCAGCCCGCCGGAGCCACCCGUGAAAUGCACGUCCCACAACACCAACUGCACCGUCACCAACUCCUACGGCAACUUCACAUCGGACCGGUCCGUCUGCCGGGCCGGCUCGGUCGCCUACCCGGCCACGGAGGCCGAGCUGAUCUCCGUCGUGGCAAACGGCACGCGAGCCCGGCGCAAGAUGAAAGUGACCACCCGGUUCUCCCACAGCAUGCCCAAGCUGGUCUGCCCGGACGGGACCGACGGGCUGCUCAUCAGCACGGACAAGCUCGACCGGAUCCUCGAGAUCGACCCGGUCGGUCUGACCGUCACGGUCCAGAGCGGGGUCCUGACCGGACAGCUCUACGACGCGCUGGCCCGGGCCGGGCUGGCGCUGGCCCACACGCCGUACUUGAGGGCGCUGACCGUUGGCGGGAUGAUUAGCACGCACGCGCACGGGAGCACGUUUAUGGCGAAAGGUGGCGCGCCGAGUGAUUAUGUCGUGGGCGUGACGAUUGUUAGCCCCGGGAGGAAGGAAGAGGGUUACGUUAAGGUGAGGCAGUUGACGGAGGAAGACGAGGAGCUUGAUGCUGCUAGGGUUUCCCUUGGAGUUCUUGGAGUUAUUAGUAAGAUAACUCUAAAAGUGGAGCCGUUGUUCAAGCGUUCAAUCAGCUUCCGCAAGAGAAGCGACACAGAUCUGGCGCACCGGGCAAUUUCGUUUGGUCGGAAACACGAGUUCGCCGACAUAUCGUGGUACCCCUAUCAACACAGAGCAGUUUACCGGAACGACGAUCGGGUUCCUCUCGAAGUGCCCGGCGAUGGCGCAUACGACUUCUUCCCCAUGCGCAGGGCCCUUUCUUCUUCUUCAAUUUCCAGCAGAGCUACAGGUAACAACUUUACAGGAUACCCAAUCAUCGGGUACCACCACAAGCUCCAGGCCAGCGGGAGCUGCUUCUUCAGCCCAGAGGACAACCUCAAAACCAGCUGCUCGUGGGACCCGCGCAUCGACGGCGCGUUCUUCCACCAGACCACAUUCACCAUCAGCCUUCCGCUGGUCGCCGGCUUCAUCCGCGACGUCCAGAGGCUCGUCGCGAAAAACCCAAAGUCCGUCUGCGCCGUGGACGAGUACAACGGGAUCCUGGUCCGGUUCCACAAGGGUUCGACCGCGUACCUGGGCAAGACCGAGGACGCGGUCGGGUUCGACUUCAGCUACUACCGGAGCCGGGACCCGCUGGCCCCGCGGCUGCACGAGGACGCCAUGGAGGAGAUCGAGCAGAUGGCGCUGUUCAGGUACAAUGCGACGCCGCAUUGGGCGAAGAACCGGAGGGUGGCGUUCGAGGGAGUGAUUUCAAAAUACGGGGACGGAGGGGCGAGGUUUUUGCGGGUGAGGGAGGAUUAUGACCCGUUGGGCCUGUUUUCGAGCGAGUGGACGGAUUAUGUUCUUGGGCUUGGGGGAGAUGGGCCGGGCCAAUUGGGGAGUGGUUGCGCGCUGGAUGGGCUGUGUGUUUGUCGGGAGGAUUUGCAUUGUGCGCCGGAGAAGGGGUAUUUUUGUCGGCCGGGGAGAGUGUAUAAGGCGGCUAGGUUUGAUACGAUCCAUACCGGACCGAACCAAACCGUUACGCACCCUACGUGGUUGAGCUCUUCAACACGAUUCGUAUGUGGUUUGGUUCCUUCCUGGCCCAACUCGGAUUGGCCGCGCAAAAAGGGAAAUAGACGAGAAAACAAAGACAAUGAGAAAAUGAGUCCGAUUCUACGGAGGACGAAGAUUCCUCCGACCUUCAUUCCCCAACUUCUGAGAUUCGCUAGCAGGUCAAUCAAGUCCUUCAGAUUCCCUGGCGAGCCUCUCGACUCUUCAUCUAUCACCUAUGGCGUCCAUGUCUUCCAGUGCCCGGAUGCUCGUGGUAUCGUCGCAAAGCUUUCGGAUUGCAUUGCUUCCAGAGGCGGGAACAUACUCGGAGCUGACGUUUUCGUGCCGGAGAACAAAGAGGUUUUCUAUUCCAGAAGUGAGUUCAUUUUCGACCAUGUUAAAUGGCCGCGAGCACAGAUGGAAGAGGAUUUCAUGGAGCUAUCUAGAUCGUUCAAUGCAACGAGAUCUGUUGUCCGGGUUCCCGAUUUGGACCCCAAGUACAAAAUUGCCAUUCUUGCUUCAAAACAGGAACAUUGUCUGACUGAUAUGCUGCAUGGAUGGCAGGAUGGAAAACUUCCGGUCGACAUAGUUUGUGUAAUUAGGUUGAGUUUUGAGACCUUUAUCCACUGUUAACAGGUUCUUUUGACUCGAUACAUGCUCAUGUGUGUUCCUUGGCUUUCUGCAAUAGUAACCAUGAAAGAGCUCCAAAUACACAUGUGAUUCGUUUCCUUGAAAGAAAUGGGAUCCCUUAUCAUUAUUUGGACACAAGCACAGAGAAUAAAAGGGAGGAGGAGAUUCUGAAAUUGGUCCAGAAUACUGACUUCCUAGUACUUGCCAGGUACAUGCAGGUAUUAUCUGGUAAGUUUUUAAGGAGCUAUGGGAAAGAUGUAAUUAAUAUUCACCAUGGACUUCUGCCAUCAUUUAAAGGAGGAUUCCCUUCUAAGCAGGCUUUUGAUGCAGGCGUGAAAUUAAUUGGUGCAACAUCUCACUUUGUCACUGAAGAACUUGAUUCAGGGCCUAUUAUUGAACAGAUGGUUGAGAGAGUCACACACAGAGAUAAUCUUCGAAGUUUCAUUCAGAAAUCAGAGAACCUGGAAAAACAAUGCCUUGCCAAAGCUAUAAAGUCUUAUUGUGAACUGAGAGUGUUGCCUUAUGAGCAUAACAAGACUGUCGUCUUUUGAGGUAAAAAGAAGCCUGGAUACUUGCAGUUAGAAGGUAGUUACUUUUGUCUGUACAAUCAACUCACUCAUUCAAUGAUCUACAGUGAUAGAUCAAACCAGUAGAAGCAACCGUGAACCACAAUGUUGUACAUCUUACGUUUAUUCGACAUGGGAAAUUGAUUUUAGAACUUCUGCAAAUACAUAAUUUUGUGACCUUAGGAGUUUCUGUUGUUCGUUUCUCAUUUGUUUGUCCGGAACUCGGUCCAAGAACAAAUAAGACUAGGCUUGAGAUGUCUAAUGUAUGCUCUAACCGUAAAUUGUGUUGUAAUUGUCUGGUUUUAGAAUUUGAGUUGGGAAGAGUGUAGAGGAACAAAGAAACUAGAGG
Messenger RNA from Linum tenue, 3255 nucleotides. Lineage: Eukaryota; Viridiplantae; Streptophyta; Magnoliopsida; Malpighiales; Linaceae. The record is from the annotation of a GenBank genome assembly.